This is a messenger RNA of Volvox carteri f. nagariensis, 861 nucleotides long. RefSeq lists its product as uncharacterized. Lineage: Eukaryota; Viridiplantae; Chlorophyta; Chlorophyceae; Chlamydomonadales; Volvocaceae. Bases 103 to 861 code for a protein of 252 amino acids. The record is from RefSeq and is a predicted model, not a curated record. The transcript is spliced from 4 exons.
CAUGCCACUGCCCGUUCCCGCCGUUGCGCACAAGAAGUGCUUUCACGUGGCGGCAUUCUCUAUUCCUUUAUUUGUUUCGCAUCAACCGCGAAAUCCAUAUCGAUGGGCCGGUCUCGAGACAUUAUCAGCUUCCCGCUGGCGCUCUGCGCCAUUGCCAUGAGCGUCAUUUUGACUCCUCCAGGUGCUGCAGGCGCUGCUGGCGCCACGGUUGUACACGAACAGCAGGAAGCUGGCAUCACUACUAUUACCACGACCACGACAAUAGUAAUGCAUAAUCCCCAUCGGAACGCUGCAGAAAAGUUGGCUGCGGCAGCGCAGCAACAAAACUCCUCCGAGCCGCUCAAAGGCGGUGUGAUAUCUACAGAUACUGUAAACUGCGCCAUGUUCGUGGGGCGAUGCGGGGCUGCAGCCUACCAGGCUUACAGAAGAGGCCAGCCCUCCCUUUUAUUCGCUUGUGCAUCACGCCGAGAUGUAUGCGCCUGUGUAGACGCUUUUGGAAUGCCACUUUGGGGGUUCUUGAGGUCUCUUUGUGAUGGCCCGGACAACAGGCUCACCCUUGGAGCCGAUAACAACAGUAAUGACACCGUUAUUGAAGGCGGCUGUCCUGCUGGCUACGACCGGAUCCCAGCCGAUGGGCCGUGGUGCUACUCUCGUGUCUGCCCCCCCACCUACAGCCUUAUUGAGUCUACGAGCGAGGACGAUCAGAAACGGUGCUAUCGUGACUGCGAUCUGGGCUGGGAAGACCGUGGCACGACGUGCUACGUGUCGGUGCAGGACCUGCGGGCAGUUCGGCGUGUGGAGCCCUUUGGCGUGGUUUCCCUGCCGGGAUGCUCGGGCCUGGGCAGUGAACUGACCUCCUGA